This is a messenger RNA of Durusdinium trenchii, 522 nucleotides long. The record is from the annotation of a GenBank genome assembly. NCBI's taxonomy places the organism in Eukaryota, Dinophyceae, Suessiales, Symbiodiniaceae.
AUGUUUGUGUAUUCUUGUUUGUUUCCUGAAGGUUCGCAGAAAUCGGUGGGCAAGAUGUUCAGCUGUUGCCUGCAGCCCAGUGUGGAGGUGGAGAAUGACGAGCUCCUUGUAUCCGAGAGCAGGCUACAAAAAUGGUGGUCCGAACAGGUGACCUUUGCGAGCAUGAGAAGAUGCAAAGAGAAGAAGAAGAACUCAUCGUCGGUCAAGUAUCGACGUCGACACCUAUGUGGUGGUGAAGAAGUGUGCGUGCGGAUCUCCAAGGAAGACCUUACAGGACCUCCGCAUGAGUUCAUAAAGGACAGCAUGUUGGCGGGCAAGGUCACGUCGUACGAGGAGUUUCGGGAGCCCCUCUGGCCUUUUUGUUGCUUCAUGCCCGAGGGCAACCCCUUUUAUCACACGUAUGCUGUGUUGUCCAUCAAUUUCGGAAGAUCGAGAUGUUGGUGGGAGAGGGCUUUGACCUUGUUGGAAUCCCUCAACAUUUCAGGGCCUUCCACGGCGUUCCAGAACCCAGCAGGGAUGUGA